AUGACAACCGUGAAGAGCAGUUCGGCGGACACGAAUCCGGCCGAUAAUAGCAAAUCGCCCCUCUCAUCAUCUUCCUCUUCUUCGUCGUCUUCGGAUUCCGACGAUGGGUCGGACUCGUCCAGCGAUUCCGAUUCCUCCUCGGCAUCCACGAGCAAAACGAGCAGCAAGAAGAGUAGUAGUGGAGCCCCACCACCCGAGAAGCCGCAGCAGUUUAGUGUUAUGAGUUCCGAUAGUGCCGGACUUCGAAUGAAGAUAGCCAUUCCUCGAAGCCAAUCCAAUGCCACACCAACGCCUUCCCCGACGAUCGGAGGGUCUCCCGUGCAAGGUAGCCAUCAGCAAACGUGUCAACAGCCACGGGUACCAUCGCCGGCGGAUGUCCAAACUCAGCAGAAUGUCGGAGAUGGUGGCGGCAAAACAAGUAGCGCGUUACCGCCAAUGCAAGGUGGACCGUCAGCUUCGGGCUCCGUAGGUGGUGCGGGAACUAUUUGUGAUGGAAAGAGUGCCAUGAUGGAGUCGGCGGUAGGCCGGGCAGCAACCGUGAACACCGUUGACUCGCACCAUCACCAUCAUCAUCAUCAUCAUCGUCACUCGACGAAUGCCAAGGUUGCUGAUGGAAGAAAGUUGGGAACCGAGAGUCGAACGCAUUCUGCCAAAAUGAGGAAACGAUCACCGGCCAGUGGCAUCGUGGCUUCGUCCGGUCGACAGAAAAAGAACGUCAGUGAAAGUGAUUCGAGUUCGCCCAGUUCGUCCUAUUCCUCCUGCACAAGCAACAGCGACAGUGACUCUAGCAGUACUGCGGGCGAUCAGCAACAAGGUAGUAAAAAGUCAGCUGGUAGAGGUCUCACCAGUGCAGCAGCAAGAACGAUGAUGGGCACGACAAGAAGCGGUGGAACGGCUGCCAAGAAGCAAAAGAUGCUGAAACGGAAGAAGACGAAUCUGACCGUGUCCUCGAGCAGCAGCGACGAGGAUGACGAGAAACCGGCACCGAGUUGCGGCAGCAGUAGCAGGGGAGCCCGGAGUCGCACGAACGAUUCAACCGACACGGAUUCCAGCUCGUCGGAACCGGUCACAAAAGCGUAUACCCUGCAGCACCCUUCGAAGGGUGCCAAAAAGAUGAUCAGCGUCCCUGGCGCGUUCGGUGGCGAUUUUGGAGCAUGCGGAAAAGAUGGUCUUCUAACGGGUGAUACCGGUAUGCUGAUCAGGCCACCACUAUCGACGUCCACGCCGGCCAAAUCGUGUCUCAAUUCGUCGGCAAACACCACCGCCACGACGUUACUCGGUGGGACAUCCGUCAGUGCAGACGACGGUCUGACGGGUGACGCCGAAGGAGGGUUUGGUUCGAGCGACAACGAACUUCCGGCACUGGUUAGUGCCGCUAUCCGGCGUGUGGAGAGUGGUUCCGAUGCGGAAAGUAUCCGCGGACUGUCCGGGGGCCCGACUCAGCAGUACACUUCGAGCUUGUUGCGCGAUUUUGUGGUCAAAACGCAAAUGUUGGGCUCGGUUGGCAGCACGGUGGUGGGAGCCAGCUCUACGGGAGGAGCGUUAGGGGCUACGGUCAGUGGACCCGCCAGUGGUGGCCGAUCUUCUCCGUGUUCCUCUUCAUCGUCCUCCUCGUCGUCAUCGGGUGGCUCAUCCUCGUCCACGUCGUCCGCGUCGUCGGUGGAUGAAGCGGCCGAUCCAGCAAUAGGAAGUGCCGGUCCCGGCCCGGGCGGAGGCCUUGAGUUGGAGGUGCGUAAAAUAAAGACCGAAUCACCCGCUCCUUCGAUGGGAUCUGGUGGUGGUCGAAGUACGCCCCUCACGAAUGGUGGCCUGCUGACGAAGGUGGACCAGCGAGCGUCACCAAUCGUGGCACCGAUCACCGCACCAUCCCCACCGACCAUCGUGCGACGCCGUGGUCGUCCUCCGAAAUCCAGCCUGGCUGCUGUGCCGAAAGUCCUUCCUUGCGUUGUCAGUGAGUCGCCCGACUCGGGCAUCCUUUCGACGCACAGUUCGAGCGGGUCUCCGAAGACGGAGAAGACGAAGCUGGUACCCGCAGGGGUGGUUCCGGCUAGUUCGUCCCGUCGCAACAAAGCCGAAACACGUGAUGCUUCGAUCGUUCCAGGAGGAUCUUCCGGGGCCACAGGAGUGGCGGCGGCUCCCUCUUACGUUGGAACUGCACCAGCGAUACUAUCUUCGGUAGGAGCUUCCGGAAGUGGCCGCAAUGUCCACAGUAUCAACAGCAACAGCAGUAGCACGUCUUAUUCGCUUACAUCUUGCCUCGAUCGUAACACGUACGCCACCGAACGGGUCCUGUAUCCUCCUCGGUCGGCCAAAAAGCGUGGCGUUGGGCGGCCCCCGAAAGCGAAGGAUCCGGCGCAACGGGCAACCGGUGGGGGCGCCACGGCAACCGACGAUCAUCUCGAUCCUCACUGGCAGAAGAUCGAUAUUAGUAAAAAGUUCCACGAACCACGGCUCAGUGGUUACAAGAGCGACGGUGGCCAUUCGACGAUUUGCUGCAGCAAACGGCUCGCAUCGCAGAGCGGAUACAUUAGCGAUUACGGUGGCGUGGCAACGGGUGGUGGCGGUGGUGGCCGGAGCCGACUGUCCGGUUACAAGUCCGAUUACAGUUCACGAUCGAGGCGCAGCUGUCGGGCCGGUGGCGGUGGCUACCGGAGUGACUACGGGCGAGCACGGAGCUGUGGGUAUCGCAGUGACUGUAGCACGCGCCAUCGGAAGCAAGUGCGCCGGAAACGGCGCAAGAAGAUCGCAACCGAUCCGCAGCACCCGCAGCAGCAGCAUCACAAUAAUAAUGUGAACGAUCGCAAGAACAAUAAUGCCGGCGGCGGGGCGAUCGCUGGCGGGAGCAAGUCAUCGAGCGUUAGCGAACUGGACAUUAUGCUGCUUGCGGGUCUGACGCUCGGGAGUACGAGCGACGAGGACAGCUCCAGCACCAGUAGCAGCACGAGCACCAGUAGCAACCCGUGCGGUGCCGACAGCCGAGAAUCGCUUUGUUCCGAUCCCGUCAGCGACGAAGUGGCGACCGGCAAGAAAGCCGAGCAAGCCGAUGGAAGGCGUCAAAGGGUGACAAACGCGGCGGCCAACAAACGGAGUGCCAGUGCGGUGGCCUCGAAGCAACCAACACAGCCGGUGCAGGCUCCGAAAAGUGUGCCACGGAAAGCGGCGCAACCCGGACCGGGUCGUGGAAGAAAAGCGGCCCCAGCAGAGAGUGAGGAAGAGGACGAAGUGCGGCGAGUUUCGGACCGAAGGUUUAGGUCGAAACCGAUGGCGGUCACGGCAACGAAACCGAAACCACCGGUUGCUGCUCCUCCGGUGCCUUCGGUAGCCGCCACGGCUUCGGCAGCUUUGAAACUCAAAUCGUCCGCCAGCGGCCCGCUUGCUGGUGCAGUAAUCGUCGGUGGUGUCGUUCGAAGACCGGGACAGCGGGGACGACCACCGUCGGUCAAGAAGCUGCAGAUGAAAGCGGCAGCAGAAGCGGCUGCGGCGGCCGCAAAAAGUGCAACCGGAUUGGGACAGCUGUUGGCCCCGAAAUGUCACGCCACCAAGCCACUGGUGCCGGUCAACAAUUUCGCCGCCGUCUUCAGCUCGAUGGUGAGCGGCAAACCGCCGGCGGCCACUGGCGGAACUUCCGACGGAAUCUACAGCUUCAGCAGCUCGACGGUGGGGUCAAAGAAUGCAUUUGCCGCGUACCUACUGCGGGGCAACGAAGACGAAAGUACCACCGAGGCGGAAACGGCGAGCGGCAACGGAAAGGUGGUCAAGAAGCUGCCCCUCUCGAGGGCGAACGUUAUAAAAAACUCGGAGGAAUGCAGCCGGCGGUUCCAGAAGUCCAACACGUCCACGUUUGCCGGCGGUCUCGUGGGUUCAAUCGAUCUGCUGGCCCGGAUCGCCGACGGCACGAUACCGAAGGCAGCGACUACGAAAUCGGUCUGCUCGAAGCGAAGCCGUCGGAAGAGCAUCAGCGAUCGGUUGGAGGUGAUGUCGGUGAAAAGCCACGGUGUGAUCGGUGCCAGUGCCGGUGGCAAGAUCCGGCAGCGAAGGUUGAGUACGAUGAGCCGAUGCAGUAGCCGAUCGGCCGGAUCGAAGCACCCGACCGCCACUCGCCGACGGAGAAAGAAGCGUUUGCGAUCAAACUCGGUCGCUCCGGGUGCAACGAGUGCUAGCGUCGGCGGCGCAAUGGCCACCGGUUUGAAAGACGCCAGCACUUUGGGUGAAGUUACAAGCACGGAAGCGAAGAUCAACCUGGAGGUGGAACGGCUGAGCGAAAGCUUCGGUGUACUUUGCCGUAUCGAUACUGCCACCGGUGACGGACCGUCCCGGGCAGUCGAAGCAAGUGUCCCACAGGAAAGCGCCAGUGCGACCCCGGCGGGAUCGGCUGGGACGAGCGGACCUCCACCUCCAUCGGGGAAGCCGCACCAGAGCAAGCGUUCGGUAAAGAAACGGAAAGCCUCGGAACACGUGACGACCACGGAGUCACCUUCGAUGGCGGGUGCCGGUGGUACAGCGGGUGCUCUGGGCCCUGGUGGUGGUCCAGCUGGAACGGGCGGAACCGGAAAGCGACGAAACAAAAAGUCACUCCCGACGCAAAGCCCCGACGAUCACAAGUUGCCGCUGAAAAAGCGGCACUAUUUGCUGACUCCCGGCGAGAAGGGAAACAAUAGCGACAACAAUAGCGGAGUGGACGAAACGGGUGGUAGUGGAGUCGCGAGCGUGACCUCCGCAUCCGCCGCCGUCGCCGGAAGCCACACGGUGAUCAAUCCGUGUGCGUUUGGCAGUGGAGGCCGACUGUCGGCUGGCUCGGCAUCGGCAGCGGUCGGAUCGACGCUCUCUGGGACCGCAACGAAAGCCGUCACCCCGAAAAAGCGGCAUCUGUUGAAGUCUCCCGAACCGGGACCCGUUCCAGUCGAUGAACUCCACCUGCAGCAGAUUAAGUCGAGCGAUUCUCCGCUCACGAUCGUCAAUGGCUCGAUCGUGGGUCUGCUCGGUGAGCCCGGUAAGGCCGGAGGGUUACUGUUGAGCGAAGCCGCCAGCAUGACACCCGGAGCUUCCAUGGCCAGUGGCGGUGGCAAGAAAAAGCAUCACCGACAGCAGCAGCAGCAGCAGGAUGCUGGCCACCCGGCGGCGUCCUCAUCGAAAGAUCGUUCCGGUGGUGCUUCAGACCCUGCCGCUGGGACCGCUCACCAUCACCAUCAUCACCAUCACCACCAUCACCGUUCGACGCCGCCCUCGCGGCCCUCGGUCAUACAAUCGUCUUCCUCCAUUCUUCCAUCGUCCGGCAGUGGGCCGCCUCCGGGAGUGUUUGAACCGACCGUUGAUCUGGAGCUGGCCAUUCCACCGGCCGCCUCCAUCCCGUCGUUGAUUGCCAAGGUGGAAAUGCUCGAUUCACCGCGCCUAACCAAGGAAGGCACGACACCGGUCGGUAGUGCUUCGACCGGCACCAUUGCAACGAAGCUCGAAUCAGCCGACGAUCUGCUUGCCACCACCGUUGGCCAGCGGAAGGCAGGUCAACCCGGGGCCAGUGGCACUGCGGGCGGAUUGCUUGCCACCGUAACGGGGUCAGUUUCGGAGAAGGUACUCGAGAAGCUGCUCACCAAAACCGGUGCUCACCAUUUGCUGCUGAAGAAGAAGCGCAAGAAGCCCAACCGGACCGGAUUCCCGACGGUCAAGAAGAAGAAGAAGAAGCUUGGUGAAGGGGGAGGCGCGGCCCUCGAACUGGAUGGUAUGCUCGAGUUGAAGCCCGAACUCGGGCCGGAGUUGUUCGAUUCCUCGAACCUAACACGCCACGUACCCACCGAAGCGGAACGUUCUCGGAUGCGGGAGAAAGAGGCCUCCGGGGCGAAGGCGACGACCUGCGAGCGAGUUCCGAAGGCUGGUGAACCGACGGAUAGUUUCAUCGAACGGGCCGGCGUCGGACGACCGCGGCUAUCGGUGGUCAGCCUGGAGAAGCUUCAGGGCAAGCUGCCACUUGGUGGACGCGAGGUUGCAACGACGCCCCCGGCAACGGGUGGUGGCCGUGGCCGAAAGUCGAUCAAUCCGCUGGCUUCUGAGCAUCUGCAGUUGGCUCCGCACCACCAUCGAGGCUCGCUGGAGAGGCUAAGGAGGGACGACUCGUCGCCGAGUGGUCGGAAGGGUAAAUCGAAGGUCGGAGUGACCAAAUCCGUGUCCUCUGGUUCCGGUUCCGCGGUAGCCGAAAUAUCGAAAUCGAAGUCGAUCUCACGAUCUUCCUCCGUCAAUCAGCAGCAGCACCGUCUAUCGCCGGCUAAAGCUGGCGCAGUGACCGCAAGAGAGCGACUGGGAAAGGACGGACGUUGCCGAAGCAAGAGCGUAUCCGCGUCCGUCGUGGUGGCCUCCUCCGAGAGGCUUCCGAAUAUCGUCAAGCUGGGCGAAAGCCUCGCCAAAAGUGCCGCGAAAGAGAACAAGGAAAAUAAUAAGCUCUCGCCGGCAAGAUCGUCGUCGAUCGCCGUCGGGAAGAAAGCCUCCGUCAGGGAGCAGCAGGCCGCACGGCCCGUGUCCUCUGCUGCCGAGACUACGCUAGACAUAUCGCCGACGUCCGGAGUGAUCCGCCGAACGCGUAGUUCUUCGAUGGCGCUCGAUCCGGCAGAGAUCGGCAAGCUACCGCUGACUGGUGCAGUAGCAUCGGGCAGCGCUAGUGGAACGGUGGAGGAACAGGGAAGACAUCCGGUCACCGGACGCGGCACAGUAGCGGGACUCGCCGCUGGCCAUCACAAUGAGGAUUCGACGUCACUGGAUUCGAUGCCACUGCUGAAGCGGGUCCAUUCGCGUUCCAUCUCCCGGCUACAGUCCGUGAUCACACCGUCGUCCGAACCACCGCCAGUCAGUUCACCAAAAACUCCCGGACGACCCAGAGGACGGCCCCGGACCACUUCACCGAGUCAGGCACCCGCGACACCUCAAUCGCCCAAAUCCGUUGGCCAGGGCCGUGGUCGCCCUCGAACGAUCCCGCUCGCAAUCUCGAAUCUUGCCGCGGCCAAAGUCCCCGAUCGUGGUCUUUCUCCUGCACUCUCGUCCCCACCCGUAAGCCCCCGGACCAUUGCCGCUGGUACGCCAGGCCGGCCAGGAAAGAAACUACGACCAGACGGACGAAAGUCGGUUCCGGUGGUUGGCGAACCAAUCGAAAGCCCCCGGGCGGCCGGAAGCAGUGGCCGAAGCGCCACCAAAUCCGCCCUUCCAAUGACGAUGCCGUGUGCCGUGCUUCUGUCGUCCCGCUUGAAGCGUGGCAAGAGCGAUGAAACGUUGCGCGAGCAAAAGUUGGCCGAAAAACCGGGCAAAAAGUUGAAGAAAGCGGACACCGGCGGCAGUGGCCAGGAAUUGGUCGCGGUGCCCUCUGCGGAGACGACGAGCAACCAAACGACCCCUACGUCAGGGCACGCUACACGUGCCAACGAUAAACGUGGACUCAGCGCGGCACCGAUCGUGGAACCGAUCGAUCCGGAAGAAACGGCCCACGCCGUCCAGCCAGCGAGCAGCGUCGAAGAGCCGGAACACGAUCCACUGCCACCCGACGAGGGUCCGUCGGAUUUCUUUCGUCUCCUGGAAACUCCGUCACCAUCGGCCUCAUCAACAGAGGGGCGUGACGUGGCCACCGGUACCGGUUCCGGUGCUGGUGGUCUGCCAAAAGCAAAUCGGAAGCUACCGCGCAAAAAGUACAUCGCUGCGGGUCUGUUUUCCGAUUGCUACAAGGACGACGGUACCGGUGGUGGCGGUGCGGGGCCAAAGGUACCACCGGAAACACUCCUUCCACCGCCCGCCUACUGUGAGCGGUUCCUCCGGCGGACGGUGCGCGACUUUCAACUACCGUACGAUCUGUGGCUGUUGCAGGAGAACGGAAAACUCCCGGGACGGAGUGCGGUGCCGAGCUGGAACUAUCGGAAGAUUCGCACGAACGUGUACUACGACGUGAAGUCGAACCCGUCGACGGACAACCCGCAGUGCAACUGCCGGGCGGACAGUGGGUGCGGCGACGAUUGCCUCAAUCGGAUGGUGUACACCGAGUGCGUCCCGGAGCACUGCCCGUGCGGGGAUCGGUGCGAGAACACGAGCAUCCAGCGGCACGAGUACGCGCCGGGGCUGGAGCGGUUCAUGACGGAGGAGAAGGGCUGGGGCAUCCGGUCGAAGGAACCGAUCCGGAAGGGCACCUUCAUCAUGGAGUACCUCGGCGAGGUGGUGACGGAGAAGGAGUUCAAGGAGCGGAUGCGGUCGCUCUACCUGAACGAUACGCACCACUACUGCCUGAACCUGGACGGGGGCCUGGUGAUCGAUGGCCACCGGAUGGGGAGCGACUGUCGGUUCGUGAAUCACUCGUGCGCCCCGAACUGCGAGAUGCAAAAGUGGUCCGUGAACGGGCUGUUUCGGAUGGCGCUGUUCGCUGGGCGGGACAUUCACCCGUACGAGGAACUGUGCUACGAUUACAACUUUAGCCUGUUCAACCCUUCGGAGGGACAACCGUGCCGGUGUGGGUCCGAACAAUGUCGCGGCGUGAUCGGAGGGAAAUCGCAGCGCAUCAAACCAGUUCCGCUGCUGGCGUCGGGCUUGGGAAUGGCGGAGGGUGCAAACGGAGAAGCAGCACCGACGGGGGCCACCGCUCAGGGUGGAGAUGCUACGACCGGUGCCGGCAGUUCGUCCUCAGGGGGUGCACUGGUGGUAGAGUUGAGUCCCCGCAGUGCGGCACGAUCGCGUAAACGGCAAGCGAAAAAGAACCAACCCAUGGCGCACCUGAACGGAGCACCGAUCCCAACGUUUCAUCCACCGACGGCCAAGGAGCGCGGUCUUAUCGUCGAGCAUCACUGCUUCCUGUUGCGCAAUCUCAACAAAAUACGCAAGCAGAAAGAACGCACGGCGGCCCUGGCAUCGGCAGCGGCGACGGCAUCCGGCACCGGGACGAGCUCGUCCGCCAGUGGUCUGGUAUCGCCCGGUCAGGAGUUGGGUGGAACCGUCGCCGGUGACCAAGCGAACGGUGGCCCCGGGAAACCCUCGCUGGCAUCCCAAAUCUCUGCCCUGCGCUGUCCACGGAACAUUCGCACCCGAGGGCUGGCCUUUGUGGAGGACGAUCCGGAGCUGGAGAAGACGGCGCGGAUUGCGGUGGCACUGAAGGAGAUCUGCAUCGAGAUUGCCACGCUGAAGGAUGAGAAAGGACAUCCGUACAUUGCGAAGCUGCAGCUACCGUCGAAGAAGAAAACGCCCCUCUACUACGAGCGCAUCCCGAAGCCGAUCGAUCUCGGGCAGAUCGAGGCCAGCAUCGAGCAGGGUGCCUACCGGCUACCGAAGGCGUUCGAGGACGAUCUGCUGAUCAUGCUGAGCAACGCGAUCAAGUACUUUGGUAUCAGUUCACCGGAAGGUGUUGCCUCGGAGGCCCUCAAAUCGCACUACUACACCUGCAAGGCCCAACAGGUGCCAAAAUUGCAGGCAUACAUCGGCGAGGACAACGAACUGUUGCGUGGUUUCGUGCCGAAAAAGGAACCGGACGAGACGGUGCCGCCAAAGUCGAAGCGUGGCCGCCGCCAGGAGCAACCGGAGGACAUCAUACGCUGCAUCUGCGGGCUGUUCAAGGACGAGGGCCUGAUGAUCCAGUGCUCCAAGUGUCUGGUGUGGCAGCACAUCGAGUGCACGAAGGCGGACCCGAACGUGGACAACUAUCUGUGCGAACGGUGUGAACCUCGGACCGUUAACUACGAGAUCCCGUUGAACGAGUUCACGGAGGAGGGUUACCAGUACUACGUGUCGCUGAUGCGGGGCAGUUUGCAGAUCCGCCAAACGGACACGGUGUACGUGCUGCGGGACAUUCCGAUGGACCCGGAUCCGGCCGACGGGCCCGGGGCGCCCGUCCGGAAGCACACGUACGAAACGAUCGGCAAGAUCGAGUACAGCGAGUGCGACAUCUUUCGGGUGGAGAGCCUGUGGAAGGAUGGCGAGGGCCGGCGGUUCGUGUACGGGCACCACUAUCUGCGGCCGCACGAAACGUACCACGAGCCGACGCGCCGCUUCUACCCGAACGAGGUGAUGCGGGUGCCGCUGUACGAGGUCAUCCCGAUCGAGCUGGUCGUCGAUCGGUGCUGGGUGCUCGAUCCGGUCACCUUCUGCAAGGGCCGGCCGGUCGAUAGCGCCGAGCCGCACGUCUACAUCUGCGAGCUGCGCGUGGACAAGAGUGCGCGCCUGUUUUCGAAAAUCUCGCGCCACUCGCACCCGGUCUGCAUGAAGUCGUACGCGUUCCACAAGUUCGAACAGAAGCUCAAGAUUGCGAAAACGUUUGCGCCACAUGAUCUUGGUUCGUUGGCGCAUUUGCUGUCGAUCAGAGACAAGCAGAAGAAAGGCUCCAGAAAGGACGACGGUGGCACCGGUGGACAGACGGUUGUGGGGCUAGGUUCGGCAGGUGGCCACGGUAUCGGUGGUAAUGGCGGAGGAAGUCACUCCAUCGGUUCGAAGAAGAUGACACCGAUCGUGCAGCUGUUGCCACCACCGCCAAAGACCGAAUCGUACGCAGAGCGAUCCCUUGCGCCUCUGCUUCCGGAGGUUAAGGUGAAGUCUUCAAAAACACUGGCCGAGAAGCGCAACCGGCUGGAGCAGGUCCUGUCCCGUUUGAUGCAGAAGCUGGCGCUCAAUCCGGGCGCGGUGCCGGUGGUCGACAUAUCCUACCUGCUGACCGGGCGCGGUGCCCGGCUGCGACGGACCAACAACUCGACCCCGGUGCCGAUUAUUUGAGAGUGGGUUCGCAAGAGGAGGAAACGGCGUCGCAAAUGGAAGCGAUGCUACGAUUGAAUGCCGUCGCCGCAGCCGCAAAAACAUCCGUCCGUCGGUGUGGCGUUCGAUCGGUUUCACCCUCGCUGGAUCUGGAUCGUUGGGAGCCAACGAGCUCGAAAGCAUCUUGAGCAGCCAAAGGUGCAACUGCUACUACUAUGUCAUAUGUUGAAGAAGUCAACUUUUAAAGUCAUUCACUACUCUAGGCAGAGCAACUGAUGUAAAUGAAAAGAUUGUUUCAAUCCGUUUUUUUAUUGCUAUACGUAACAACACCUUAUAACGGAGUAAGGAUGUGCGCUAAACCAACACAUUUCGCAACCGAUGAUAUUGUACUUUAUUUAUUCUACUAGUAAUUUGACAUUAAACUUUUAUUUACACACGCUAAUACAAAUGAUAUUAUUACAAAUGAAGUUGCCCCGUGCAAAGUAGGCGCACAUAGGAUCAGAGUAGUCAGAGUAACAUUGGUUGAUUGUAACACAUGAACGAGAGUGUCAUUCGAGAUUCUAGUUUUGCGUUUAUUUGCGACUUCAGAAUGGACGAAGUGCUUACGGACGGACGCUCUCCGUAACUGCUUAAACUCCACUCCCGUGUAUCGUUGAUGUACCUUUGCGUGUUGGGACGUUAUAUGCCCUAUUUAUCGUUUUUAAGGUUUAGUUGUUAGACGUUUCUUUAUUCAAAAAUAAGCAGAUAAUAUGCAGUAAGCGUCAGUGCCGCCUCUUGGAAGCUUCGCCCAACGCGUUCGCGUUUAUCUCAAACCGCAAACUGCAAACCGCACUUGCGUGCCGUGCCCAACAGCCCAAAUGAAAAAAAAAACGAGGCCCCACGUUGUUAUUUAUUUAUACGCCUUUCAUGUGCUUUGUUUUUUGGUAGCUUUUUUAAAAACGAUAGAAUAAGAACACACCUAGGUAAGGCCACAUUGUGCGUUGGUGGUCUCGCUCGAUGAGUAGAGUGGGUAACGCCGAGGCACAAUAAUCUCGCGUUGAAGAUAUUUUUGAAACUAAACACGAAUUAACACACACACACAUACACGCAAACACCGGAAGGACUGCAAUACUUUAGGCUUUCGAAUCGAAUAGAUAGGACUGGCUGUAAACUAAGGCAUCAUUGUGUAAAGAGGCAGGAAGAGCGGAAGAGAGUAGGCGAUAAAUUAGAUUUUCACAAAAUUUGAAAAGUUUUACAUAUGAGCGAAAUGAUAGAAGAAAGUCUGUUGCAAGCAAUUAGAAGUUUAUUAAUUUAUAUCUAUGAUGAGCAGCUAUGCAUGCCCGAAACGGAGGGAAGCCAUUGGCCACAACAGUCGACAGCAUAACGCGGUUAAACAAACGCUUUAAUAGGGAUUUCGAAAUUGUUGUACAGGAAACAGAGAAGAGACCGACGAAAAGAGAAAGGAGCUCUCAGAACACUACUUCGUGUAAAGUUGAAGUUGGAACAAAACUUGUAUAUAAAAGUAUACAUAUGAAUGAGGGCAGUUUUAGUAUAUUCUCUUGUCUAUAUUAGAGAUUGACUACCGCGGAAGAAAUAAUGAGGCUUUCAUUGCGCGCGCGCCAUCUCGAGCUGCAAAAGCGAAAAGAGACACACAUUACUACGUUUGGUGCUAAUGGAGACGAAUGGAUUUGUACAUACACACGUGACAUUACAUU
Anopheles cruzii is the source of this 12386-nucleotide messenger RNA. RefSeq names its product histone-lysine N-methyltransferase ash1 (gene ash1). The record is from RefSeq and is a predicted model, not a curated record. The transcript is spliced from 7 exons. Bases 1 to 10713 code for a protein of 3570 amino acids. NCBI's taxonomy places the organism in Eukaryota, Metazoa, Arthropoda, Insecta, Diptera, Culicidae. Gene Ontology annotation, molecular function: DNA binding; chromatin binding; histone methyltransferase activity. Gene Ontology annotation, cellular component: nucleus.